Molecule: messenger RNA, 2990 nt
Organism: Hirundo rustica (Barn swallow)
Lineage: Eukaryota; Metazoa; Chordata; Aves; Passeriformes; Hirundinidae
Gene: CD151
Product: CD151 molecule (Raph blood group)
Exons: 9
Coding region: 206-964 (252 amino acids)
Cellular component (GO): membrane
Source: RefSeq, a predicted model, not a curated record
GUGCCUCCCUCCCGCGCAGCGCGGCAGGUCGGGGCGUGCGGCGGCGCGGAGCGGCGGCCCGGGCCUUCUGCUUUCCUAAAUCCAGCAGCAGACAAGAGCCAGCAAGAGGAGAGGGGGUGGAAAAAAAGCCUUUGAAGAGGACUGAGCAUUUGCACUGGUGCUGUCACCUGCUUUGGUGGUGAAAGGAACUUGGUGAACCGGAAAGAUGCGUGAGUAUACAGAAAAGAAGGAAACAUGUGGGACCAUCUGUCUGAAGUACCUUCUCUUCAUCUUCAACUUCUUUUUCUGGCUGGCUGGCGGGGCCGUGAUGGCAGUGGGCAUCUGGACCCUGGCUGAGAAGAGUGACUACAUCAGCCUGCUCUCCUCCAGCACAUACUCUGCAACUGCUUACAUCCUGGUGGUGGCUGGGGUGGUGGUCAUGGUCACUGGCAUCCUCGGGUGCUGUGCCACCUUCAAAGAGCGGCGCAAUUUGCUCAGAGUGUACUUCAUAUUGUUGCUGUGUAUCUUUCUCCUGGAGAUCAUUGCAGGAAUCCUGGCCUAUAUCUACUAUCAGCAGCUGAGCCUGGAGCUGAAGCAGAAUUUGAAGAACACUAUGACCCAGAAGUACCGGAGGGAAGGAGAAGAGAGUGUUACCAGUGCAGUGGACAAACUUCAGCAGGAGUUCAAGUGCUGUGGGAGCAACAACUACACAGACUGGGCCGACAGCCUGUGGAUCAAAUCUCCAGAGGCCAGUGGGAGGAAAGUCCCAGACAGCUGCUGUAAGACGAUCACCGACCUGUGUGGCAGAAGAGACCAUCCUUCCAACAUCUACAAGGAGAGCGGUUGCAUUACCAAGCUGGAAAACUUCAUUCAAGAGCAUCUGAAAAUCAUCGGGGCAGUGGGCAUCAGCAUUGCUUGUGUGCAGAUCUUUGGGAUGAUUUUCACCUGCUGCUUGUACAAGAGUUUAAAGUCAGAACCAUAUUAGUAGCUGUGAGAGCUCUGUCGCUCCCCCUCUGCCACUUCCCUUAGCACCUGCCAACCUGACCACUCUCCACCACCACCACCACCAAAGUGUCUGCAACUUGAGGACUUGGCUCUGUACCUGAAUGCCUUUAGAACCAUGCACUGCCUUACCUGCCCCUCUUUGCUGUGUGCAAGGCAGCUGGGAGUUCAGCAGGUCCUCUUCAGUGUCAAGAAAUGAAAGAGCUGUGGAUCUUCUGCUGGAAGCUUUAGCACAACAGUCCCUUGAUGUAACUACAAAGCAAGAUUUAUCCAUGGCCAUUUCUCUUGAGGCUUUUCCAGAGCCAACAUGAAGCUGUCAGGAUGCUGUACAAGAGUCAUGGUUUGCUCUCCUGAGAAGUGGCUGAGCAGUACCGGGCGCUGACUGUGAGGACAGAUGAUGGUUCUGCACUGAGCUGGAGCCAGAGCUGAGUUUCUCAUACAUGGAAGAUUUCUCUCUCUCCCUCUGUCUCUCCCAAGCGUGCACCGAUGUCCUCACACAGCUGUUCUCCACCAGAGAGGAUGCCUGCCUGGUUACUGGGAGCAGGAGCUCCUUGCCCAGCCGACUGGGAGCACAACUUGGUGCAGCUGAAAUCCACUUGUGACACUCAUGUUGCCAAGAUGUUGUGGGUGCCUUAGGAUUUCUCAGCAAUUCUUCUUCCUCUUCCUUGAAGCCUCCUCCAACACAGUGCCAUUAGGAGCCACAAGAGGCCUUUUGCUUCCCAGCAGUUCUGGAGCAAAGAUGAUGGACUGCCUUUUUUGGGUCUAGUCUGUUCUGUUGACUGGUUUGCAGCACGAAUGAGGACUCUUAUUUCCACCUCCCUUCCCCCUGAUGAGGUUUGGUGAAGAGCUGGUCUUUUUGUGGGGCUGCCAUAUCUUGCUACCCUUCGGCCUGCUCAAUUAGUGGAAAUACCUUUUUCAUCUGUUACAUGUUGAGAGGUUCCCUUAGUUUGAUUUUUCUAACUAAAACCUCCAGGUUUGCCUCCCUUGGCAGGAAAUUGAUAUACACCAGUGUUGUUCAGCCUCCAAAGAGCUUGUUAAUCACCUGAGGGUUUUCUGGCUUUGUCUGGGAGUUCACUUUACUGGUUACUGACAAGAAAGUCAGGAGAGUCAGUUUCAGCCAGUUGCCCCAGUGUACUUGGUAAAUUGGUAGUGCUGGGUUAGCUGAUUGCUGCUGAGGACACAGACAUUGCCAUGGACUUGGUGCCAGCAGGAUCAUAGCCUGAAUUCACAGCAUCUCGUGUUCCUCUUGUCUUGUUCCCUCCUUCCUGGUAUGCCUGUUACACUCAUGAAGCAGCAGAAAGGGGAGUCUGGCGUUUCUGAGCAGUGAGGAUAAGCGCAGACCUUCAUAAAUAAAUUUCUUCCCUCUUCUGGCCUUUUAGCAGUGCUGGCUGAGCCCUGUCCCUGGCAGCAGACAGCCAAUAGAAGCAGAACCAUCCAGACCAGUAGAGGGUCUUGCAGCAUCGUGGGGGGUUUGGUUCACAGAGCAGAAAUCAUGGACUGGAGCUAAAGGGUGACACAUUAAAAUUCAGAGCAGGUCAAUCUGAAACUCCUCCAUUAUCAGUCCUAUGAAAUAAUCCUCAACUAAUGCAGAAAGAGAGGUGGAGGAACUGAGAUGUAUCCUUGGUUCCACAACAGUAAGAGAGAGGAAAGAAAUCUAAAUUAUUCUGUAAUGAUCUAAAGGAGAAAUCUCUAAAUUAUUUCUUGUUUUAUAGUGAAGUUCCUUAACAAGUAUUGACUACUAACUAAGAGGAAAAUAUUGAGCAUGUUGCUUGAAGCAAUAUUUCUGAUUUCUUAAGCAUAUCUUCAUAGCUGCCUUUGCCCGUUCCCUUCAAACACAUUGUGCAGGGUUGGGAGAGGCCAGGAAGAAUGAGACAUGAACAGUAAGUUGGCUUGUGACCACUGAGCUGUUUUGUACUUUUUCUCUGUGUAACAAUAUUCAUUGCUCUUGGUUUUUUUUAACCCAGUUUAAGUUGCUGGCCAAUAGAAAAAUAAAGCUUAAGACUCUGUAC